This is a messenger RNA of Pungitius pungitius (ninespine stickleback), 7411 nucleotides long. RefSeq names its product ankyrin repeat and fibronectin type III domain containing 1 (gene ankfn1a). Gene Ontology annotation, molecular function: protein binding. The transcript has 25 exons. Gene Ontology annotation, cellular component: spindle. Lineage: Eukaryota; Metazoa; Chordata; Actinopteri; Perciformes; Gasterosteidae. The record is from RefSeq and is a predicted model, not a curated record. Gene Ontology annotation, biological process: regulation of establishment of bipolar cell polarity; establishment of mitotic spindle orientation. The coding region runs from base 72 to 4268 and encodes 1398 amino acids.
CGUGACCUCUCGCUGUAUUUUGGGAUGUUUCGCACGAGGCGGGACGCAGACACGUUAACAGGCGCGAGCAGAUGUUUCUGCUCCGGGGAAACCACACGAAGAAGAAGAAGAGGAGCGAGAAGAAGCCGCAUUGUUUCCGCAGAAGAAGAAGAACCCAAAGACGGUCGGUGUACAUCUCCUCCCCAGGUGCUCUGCAGACAUGGCUGAAGAUGUCCCAGGGCUCUGAGAAGUCCUGUGUGCUGUUGUCCUUGAGGGGCUCCAGGACCUCCUGCAUCCUCCUAAGCGAGGACGAGAAGGAUGACCCCCCCGGAGCGGGAGAGGAGAGUGUCCUGGAGAUGCUGAGCUGCUCCAAGUUCUCCGGCCUGGAGUCAUGGCUCUGCAUGCCGUCCUCCUUGCUGCUGCCCAGCGCCCCGGACCCCACCCGCACCUCCUCCUCCUCACAUGCAUCCAGCCAGCCCACCUCCUCCUCCUCCUCGUCCCCGUCCUCCAACAGCCGUCUCUCCACCUGCAGCGACCCAGGAGAGACGGACACGCUCAGGUUGUGGGACGACGACUCCUCCUUCCUCCCCCCCGUCUCCUCCACCCCCGCCGGACAGUCCCCCCCCCCCUCCUCCUCCGCCGGGGGGGGCAUCAGGAAGCGUCGGCGGCUUGCUGCCAGCCCCGGAGGACUCCACUGGACCUCUGCAGGUUUGGUGCAACGAGACUGGUCACCUGACCCGUCUCCGUUGUCUGGGGAGAACGCAGCAGCAGGACGAGCGGCGACCCCCCCCCUGGCGGAGGUAGGCGGGGCCACGUGGGGGGGCGACCGGGCCGCCCUGAGGCUCCUGAGUCGGCUGGACAGAGGCAGGAAGAAGGUCCACGGCAUCCAGAGUCUGGGAGCCAGCGGCAGAUACGACUCCAGGAGGAAGUCGGACAGUAGAAUCUCUUGGUUGGCUCACAGGUGGAACCAGAGAGCCUCAGGAGAUGAUCUGAUCAGAGACCUGAAGCCCUUGUCUUACACGGCAGACCAUUGGUCCUCACUCAGCCUUGACAGCAGAAGCCUCCCUGUUGUGAUGACUCAGCAGAUGCAGAACCUCCAGUUGACCCAGAACAGGAAGUGUCCCGGUGGCCCCGCCUCCCCGAGCGCGGCCAAGCGCCUCUACAGGAACCUGUCGGAGAAGCUGAGAGGAAGCUCCUCCUCCUUCGAGGAUGCCUACUUCUUCGGGAAGACGGACCGCCUGCGCAAAGCCUCGACCAUGCAGGGCGGCGACUGUCUCUUCGAGGCCGUGGAGCAGCAGGACCUGGACGCCGUGCAGAUCCUCCUCUACCAGUUCUCUGCUGAGGAGCUGGACCUGAACACGCCAAACAACCAGGGCCUGACACCGCUGGACAUCGCCGUCAUGACCAACAACACGCCCAUCGCCAAGCUGCUGCUGAAGGCCGGCGCCAAGGAGAGUCCUCACUUCCUGAGCCCUGAGGGGCGGGAGGCCCACCUCUCGGCGCUGGUGUUGGAGGCGGAGCAGCGGGCGAGCGAGCUGGCGUCCCAGGCUCAGAUGGAGGGCGUCUCCCUGGAGGUGUGUCAGAGGGACCGACACCUGAGGGCCUGGGAGUGGAGGAGCAAGCUGUACCGCCGCAUGGCCGCCGGCCUGCAGCACGCACGUACCCCGGAAACCCCGUCUAUGGUCCGUCUGAGCGUCAGCACCAGCACGUCUCUGAUGGUCAGCUUCCAGGAGCCUUUGAGCCUGAACUCCACUGUGGUGACCAAGUACAAAGUGGAGUGGAGCUGCCUGAAGGACUUCUCACUGCUUGCUGGGGAGAUCGUUUUGGAUAAUCUUCAGACCCUUAAAUGCAUCAUCAGCAACCUCACCACGGGCCGCCUGUACUACGUCCGAGUGUCGGCCUACAACAUGAGGGGCUGGGGUCCUCCCUCCUCCGCCCUGCCUCCGUCAGCUGCUCCGUCCAGUUGGAGGGACAGCGAUGGCCAGGCGCCGAGGAGGCGGAGCCACAUCGAGGCCAUGGAGCGCCUGCUGCAGCAGGUCCGCGCCACUCACACACACUACUGCUGCGGAGACACCUCAAAGCUCCAGAACCCAAGCAGGAAGCAGUCGGUCUCCAGAAGUCUGAAGCAUCUCUUCAACUCCUCCAACAAGUUUGUGAAAACCCUGAAAAGGGGCGUGUACCUGGCCGCCGUCUUCCACCACAAGGACAGCCUGCUGGUGACGGCCGAGGACCAGAUCCCCAUCGUGGAGGUGGACGACUCCUACAGCAGCUCCCUGACGCAGGACUUCCUCUGGUUCACCAAGCUCUCUUGUAUGUGGGAGGACGUCCGCUGGCUGAGACAGAGUAUGUUGGUGUCCAUGUCCUCGUCCUCCACCCUACAGGCCCGCCACAAGAUGCUCAGCGCCGCCAACCAGCUGCAGAACCUCCUGGGGACCCACAACCUGGGCCGGGUCCACUACGAGCCCAUCAAGGAUCGCCAUGGCAACGUGCUGCUGGUCACCAUCCGCGAGGUGGAGAGCCAGCACUCGCUGCUCAGUGGGAAGUGGAUGCUGGUGACCAAACUGCAGAGCCAGAGAAAGUCCCUGUCCACACCUGAGGAGCCCUACGCCCUCGACAUCCUCAUCAUCACCAUACAGGACAUCUUGGCCUACCAGCGGCGCAGCACCCACCGGCUGGCCCCGGGACUCUACCUGGGCUACCUGAAGCUCAGCAGCUCUGUGGACCAGAUCAGAGUCCUGGUGUCCCAGCGCACCCCCAACAUGCUGUGUCACAGCCGCAUCAGAGAAAACGCCAACGUGUCCAAGGAGGAGUGGGACUGGAUCCGGUCGCUGUCAGCCGCGGGGGACCAGGGCGAGGAGGCGGAGCCUAGGGCGGAAAGCCACACCCCUUUACUGUACUACGAGCUACAGACGUCAAUCAGGUCUCUGCUGAAACUCCUUAACUUACCUCUGGCCCAGGCCCGUCUGUUCCGCCUCUACAGCCAGGAGGUGGUGGAGCUCGGCCACGGCGUUUCCUUCCUGCUGCUGCUGCCGGCGGCCGAUGACGUUUGCUCCGCCCCCGGACAGUCCAACCCCUACACCCCCCUCUCAGGGUUCCUCCACCUCCCGCUGCAGAUGUUUGAGCUUGUGCACUUCUGCAGCUACAAGGAGAAGUUCAUCAGCCUGUACUGCCGCCUGUCCUCCGUCCUGGACCUGGACGCUCUCAUUACCCAGCAGGCAUUGCGAGAAGCCAUCACGGACAGCGAGGUAGCCACGGCCAAACAGAGACACCAGCUGGUCCUGGACUACAUCCAGCAGCUGGACGAGAUGCGCCGUGACCUCCGGUGGAUCACCGAUGCUCUCCAGUCGGCUCGCUACAAGCAGCCGGCCGGCGUCCCUGUCAGCCGCCUGGUGGACGCCAGCGAGGCCGAGAGCCGGAAGACGAAGACCUCGUCCACCUCGUCCACCACGGACUUCCUGCCUACACCUUCUCCGUCACCGGAGCUCCACCAGAGGAUGGGCGUCAGCGAAGCUCUAGGGUCCGAUGAGGACGAGUCCUCGGAGGUCUUCCUGCCCACUGACAGCGACUAUGACUCCAGCGAGGCGCUGAGCCCCCGCGAGCUGGACCUGUUGUACUCCCCCCCCCAGGACCUUUCCCAGCAGGCAUUGCACUCGCUGGGCGGCAGCGCCCCCGAUGUGCUCCAGAUCCACGAGCUCAGGUACAGCGUGUGCCCCCCCGCAGACCUUCCCCUGCCCCCCCUCCUCCCCCAGUGCCUCUCCAGGACCUCCCCCGCGGACCCCUGCCUGUCCCUCCCCCUGUCCCCGGCCCUGUGCGACACCACCAGGACCCUGGAGGGCCUCCAGCUGUCGGAGCGCGUAGCCCCUCCCCUUCCACAGCCGGGGGCCUUCGCCAACCCCCCCGUCAAACGCAAGCUGCUCUCCCGCAGCCACCGGGGCCAGUACUUCAGCGGGCCCCAGCGCUGGCUCCGGGCCAAGGGGGGGGAGGAGACCCUCACGGGCUGCCUGUCCGAGGGCGUCUACACCAAGCAGCCGGACCUGCCGCCCCCGAGGGACGCCACCUUCGUAAGCCACGCCUCCUGCGUCCUGGAGAGCCGCAAGGGCCGCCAGCAGGAACAGCGGCCCCACGUCCGCAGGAUCUUUGUGGAGCCGCGCCACACGGGGAGGAGCUGGGAGGAGGAGGAGGUGAAGGCAGAGGAAGGGGCGGGGCUAGAGGGAUGCGCCGCGCAGGAAGUCGACUCGGACGACCAGACGAACGCGCAGGUGUCAGAGAUACUCAGCAGCUCGCUGUAGAGGCGUUCAGGUACGCCGAUGAGUGUAGUUCCCCAGAGCGUCAAAUACCAUCACGCCAUCGUCACAACAACCUUCAUCACGCCAUCCGUCAUCACGCCAUCCGUCAUCACGACAUCACGUCAUCUGUCAUCACGUCAUCCGUCAUCCCGACAUCCGUCAUCCCGCCAUCCGUCAUCACGCCAUCCGUCAUCACGACAUCACGUCAUCUGUCAUCACGUCAUCCGUCAUCACGUCAUCCGUCAUCCCGACAUCCGUCAUCCCGCCAUCCGUCAUCACGCCAUCCGUCAUCACGCCAUCCGUCAUCAACACAUCCGUCAUCACGUCAUCCGUCAUCACGCCAUCCAUCAUCACGUCAUCCGUCAUCACGCCAUCCGUCAUCACGUCAUCCGUCAUCACGUCAUCACGUCAUCCGUCAUCACGCCAUCCGUCAUCACGUCAUCCGUCAUCACGCCAUCCGUCAUCACGUCAUCCGUCAUCACGUCAUCCGUCAUCACGUCAUCCGUCAUCACGUCAUCACGUCAUCCGUCAUCACGUCAUCCGUCAUCACGUCAUCCGUCAUCACGCCAUCCGUCAUCACGUCAUCCGUCAUCACGCCAUCCGUCAUCACGUCAUCCGUCAUCACGUCAUCCGUCAUCACGACAUCCGUCAUCACGUCAUCCGUCAUCACGCCAUCCGUCAUCACGACAUCCGUCAUCACGACAUCCGUCAUCACGUCAUCCGUCAUCACGCCAUCCAUCAUCACGACAUCCGUCAUCACGUCAUCACGUCAUCACGCCAUCCGUCAUCAACACAUCCGUCAUCACGUCAUCCGUCAUCACGCCAUCCAUCAUCACGUCAUCCGUCAUCACGCCAUCCGUCAUCACGUCAUCCGUCAUCACGUCAUCACGUCAUCCGUCAUCACGCCAUCCGUCAUCACGCCAUCCGUCAUCACGUCAUCCGUCAUCACGUCAUCCGUCAUCACGUCAUCCGUCAUCACGUCAUCACGUCAUCCGUCAUCACGUCAUCCGUCAUCACGUCAUCCGUCAUCACGCCAUCCGUCAUCACGUCAUCCGUCAUCACGCCAUCCGUCAUCACGUCAUCCGUCAUCACGUCAUCCGUCAUCACGCCAUUCGUCAUCACGUCAUCCGUCAUCACGCCAUCCGUCAUCAACACAUCCGUCAUCCGUCAUCACGCCAUCCGUCAUCAACACAUCCGUCAGCCGUCAUCCGUCAUCACGCCAUCACGACAUCCGUCAUCCUGCACCAACAGAAACCAGACAGUGUCUCAGUCAUCAUGAUCCACUUCAUGAGCUUUCGACAGCUUUCUUCUUCUUCUUCACAUUAUUUCCCUGUAACUCAAAAGAAGUUCAUGGGUUUGAAGAACCACAAAACCACUGUAUCCUCUCAUGGUCUCUUUGCCCCCCCCCCCUUUAGAGCUCUAUAGUGUACAUUAAAGUUGCUGGUUCAACUCCUCCCCAGAACUGAUGAAUGACACUGACUGUUACAAAGCAAGCACUCCUCGUCCUCCUCCUCCUCGUCCUCCUCUUCCUCCUCGUCCUCGUCCUCCUCGUCCUCCUCCUUCCCCCCCCCAGGCUUCCCUCUGAAUGUGACUCAGAACCUUGUUGGUAGGGUCCCGCUGGGUGAAGUAGUUCUUGGGUGGUGUCUCCUUGCAGUGAAUGUACAGUUUGGUCGAGUCCUUUUCGUGUUGAGUUCAAAGACUCAACGGACAUUUGGACGUCUACAACCCAGAGAGUAUUUUUCUAGUCACUAUUUCACACGAGGCGAGCUGUAAUUUCUGGGCAUGAAGUAGUCUGCAGUUGUGGUUUGUUAUUGGACUCAAGUUUUGUGCCUCUUCCUGGUUCCGCAUGAUGUCAAGAGGGGGGGGGAAAGCCCCGCCUUCUCUCAUAAAGUAAACUAAAGUUCAGCAAAAAAACAUUUAUUUGAAAUGAUAAAGUUACAUUGUGCGUAAGCGCGGUGCCCCCCCCCCCCCCCCUCUGCCUGUGUGCACGAUGUUUUAAAGAAGUGUUUGUACUGUUUGCACAUUUGUGGAAUAGAAGCUCAUUCAGUCGGGCUCAGCUGGCAGCUCUCCUUCACGUACUUGUACUUGUACUUGUACUUGUACCUUAAAGCUGCACAAUGCACACUGAUACUAAAACAUCAGUACUGCAGUACUUCGGCAUGUAUUAUAUUCGGGUAUGAAUAUGUCAAAAUAAGAAUUUAUACGUUCAUCAUGAAGCUCAAGCUGUUAGCCUAGCUUAGCAUAAACAUGGUCCUGAGGUCUGAGGGAUUAAAAACACUGUUUAAAUAUAUCAUGUGUUUUUCGGGAGGAUCGGACAGAUUCAAGCUAACAGUGGUCCUGCCUCCAGAUGUUAUGCUAAGCUAAGCUAAUCUCCAUUUUUAUCCUACAGAGAAGAUAGUUGUUAACUGUUUCUUUAUUGUUGUUGGUAUCGUUGUAGCUUUUGUUUUUAUUAAAUUAACUGUUUAAAUGUUUAAAGACGUCUGAGAAACGAGCAGUCAGAUCAUCAAACUCAUACAUAGAUAAUAAAUCAAUAACUGGUGACUACAACUCCCAUGAUGCAACAAUACUCACCAAAUGUGCAUUAAAGUGAAAUGAAGGAAGACGCUUUCUGUCUGACUGCUUACGUUUGUUCAGCUGCAGGUUUACGUCUCACAAGACAUUAUAAUAUUCUAAUUAAAGGAUAUGGUCACUUCCUGUUCACUGUUUGAUUCAUUAAACAAGAUGGCGAAAUUUGCAAAACUCAAGGCUUCAAAGCAUCAACAAACCAAUGAUGACGUUACCAUGACAACUGCGUCUGCAGUCCGUGGUUACAGUGUUUUAUUUCCUACGUUUUCACAACAAAAGGCCGUCAAACAAAUAGAUUUAUUGGAUGUUCUGAAUAAAAUAGAUAAUUUAAAGAUUAUAACAUGAAACUAAUAAAACAAACAGAGAAAUGUUAGACUUUUAUGCAAGUUGAUGUUUUGAAAUCUUUGUGCGCUUUUAUUGUGAAAUGUUGAACGUUUCCGCCUUCACCUCAUAAAUCAAUGAGCUUCUAUCUGUACAUUUUUGUCACGACUCAUUUUAAUGCAAAUGCAGCAAAGGGACCAAAGGUAUUUUUUUGGAUUGCGUUAAUAAAAAUAAAAAUAUAUCAUCCGUGUUUUCAUGCA